UUGUUUACAUUUUGAAUGUUGGAGUGAAAAUUCCAGUUUUAGACCUAAAAUGAAUAUGUUAAUCGUUAGGAACUGUUUAUUUAUGCUUAAAAUGAAUAAUAAGAUAGACAAACCAGCUUUAAAAGAUUUUUAAUGGUAUAUUGAACCUAUGUAAACAAAAACAGGGCACGAGCCUUGUUUACAUGACGAAGAGUUGUAAGCCCUGUGUCUUGCUUAAAACUCAACGACUGGCACCCAAAUUUCAUUUGAUCAUUAGAAAUGCAUUCCUAAAGCAUUGCAGAUAAUAAAAACAGAAAAAUAAAAUUUGACCAAAAUCGUGACCAUGCCCCUUUAAGCUAAGACUACACAAUCUGCGUAUAUUUCACUUGAAACCAGCGUCAUUUUUAACGUGUUUUGACGCAAGAAAAUAGAGAGCUACAUCCUACCGAAAGUCCAAGGUCUUGUUAAAUGGUUUUAUUGUAAUUAUGAUAUAAUCAAACAACAUUUAGUUUUCUUAUAAAUAUUUUAGAUGCAUCUAAUAUUUAGCUCCAUUUUAGUUACAUCCUCUGUAUUUUACGUCCUUCUGCAAAGUUGUAAAAGAAAUGAAUAUCAAAGAAUCUACAUUUUUUCAUUGACCGAUCAGAGUCAUUUAAAAAGUCACGUGUUUUCGCAAAAUGGCGGGAUAAAGCCGGCGAAGUGUUGAUUUCCUUGAUCAGGCAUCGUAGUCCAAUUGGAAAUAUGGAGAAAAUCACAAGAUUUUUUGAAUUCUUAACAAAACCAUUUCAGUUUUGUUUUAAGUAUCUUGGUUUCCGUAAACGAGGAGAGAAAGUCCUUGCACAUGGUUUACUCUUUAGUGUGAUGGAGGCACACAACAAACGCCUGGAAAGUUUGAACAAUUUUCAGAUCUCCAACAAAAUUGAUUGGAGAAUGGAUUAUUUUGGGGGUCUUUUGAAGGAGGAGAAAGUAUCUCUCAUACCAUUGAUUGUAUACUUUGCAGAACAAAAUGAGAGAGCUCUAUGCAUCAACAUUUCUAGUCGGGGACUACCUGUCUGCCAGGAAACGGCCACGUAAAGACGUCUGCUUUAGCCAUCCAAUGCUGUGUUCAGUCUUUACUGCAUUUAUUGGGUUUUUUAAAGUGCAGUGUAAUAUGUAAAGUAAAAAGCUUAUGUUUGAAAUAUUUACGUAAGAUUCAUAAAGUAUGCAAGACUUUAUAAAAUUUGACAGAAAGGAUAUUUCUUGUAUUGUCUUUCUUAUUUUCUUAUUUGAUUUAAAUGUCAUUUUAUGCUAAAGCAACGAUCCUGAUUUUAUGAAUGCAAAUCGUCUAUGUUGAUAAUAAUACACAAAUUGCAAAAGUAAUCCAAAAACCUAAAACUUCAAAAUAGGAACCUACGUUAUGCAAAAUAGUCAAACAAAGAACAAUACGUAAUCCUUAUGUAAACUUGUUUUAAGAGCUUUCUUUUCUGUUUGAGGUCUGAUAUAUCCCAGAAAGGGGAAUGCAAUCAAUUGAGUAGGUAUCAACGGCGGUAGGGUGGGUCCAAUGUUUACACAGAAAAAUAAACUAUAGAGAAAAACCUUCUUCACAAAAACUAAUCGGCCAUAUAACUUGUAUGGAAGCAUCCUCAGGUAGUAUAAAUUCAAACUUGUUCAAACUAUGAUCCAAAAGGUAGAGUAGGGCCAUAAUGGAGAUGUAUUUUACAAAGGAAAAAAUAUAUUCUCAAAAACUCAAAUUUUCUUUCGAAUAAGAUUGAAAUCAAUGUUUUUAAUCUCCAGGUUGCAUAUACACGUAUUCAUCUAUACAGGAUGAUUUUCGUUUUGUCGAAUUAUUAUUGUUUAUAGACAAUGCUGAAAAUUGGAAAUAUGUAUCAUGGAAUAGAUAGAACUUAAUUUAAGUUAUUUUUCGAUAAAUUAUCUGGUAAGACAAGAUAUACACUGAUAUGCAUAACCAUGUGUUCAAAUUUGUAAAUGAAAAAUGCUUAACGAA
Magallana angulata is the source of this 1960-nucleotide messenger RNA. RefSeq lists its product as uncharacterized. The transcript is spliced from 3 exons. NCBI's taxonomy places the organism in Eukaryota, Metazoa, Mollusca, Bivalvia, Ostreida, Ostreidae. The record is from RefSeq and is a predicted model, not a curated record. Bases 718 to 1050 code for a protein of 110 amino acids.